AGAUUUCCGGCCUUCCAAUUGCGUUCCCGAUCCAGAAAAAAAACCUUCCGAUUGGAUAGGAGGCGGGAGCUUCUUCUCCUUCGUUCCCGCCUUUUCUCCAGUGGCGUCCAAAUGUGACAGCUACUUCCUAUUUCCUGAGGAGGUGAUUGGCUACUCUUUACAGGAUCAAUGUUCGAUUGGACUAGCUGUGUUCUGAAAGGCGGAGCAAUGAAGUCCACGGUUGGGAUCGGAAAUAAUUAUGGCGGCGGCGGCGGCACCUUUGCGGGACCGGCUGAGCUUCUUGAGUCGGCUACCCACUUUACUCAAGGCUACAUCAGAUGAUGAAGUUCCAUGCCCAGGAUAUCUGUUUGAAGAGGUUGCAAAAAUUUCUCAUGAGUCAGCAGGAAGCAGUUACUGUCUUCUUGAGUAUUUUCUCAAUCGCCUCCAGAACAAUUCCUGCCAUGUCAAGCUAAAGGUGCUCAAGAUCCUGCUGCACAUGUGCAGCCAUGGUUCAUCAUACUUCCUUCUGCAGCUUAAGCGCAAUUCUUCUUUCAUCCAGGAAGCCACAGUGUUUGCAGGGCCGCCUGAUCCUCUCCAUGGCAACAGCUUGUAUCAGAAGGUGCGGAUGACUGCACAGGAUUUGGCAAGUGCUUUGUUUUCAGAUGCCCUGUUGCCCCAGCCUGCUACUCAGCCGUCCAAAGAACUGCCUUCAACAGGAAUGGGCUCCAAGUCCAGUCCCCAUGGUUCACUCCAAGGCUUUGGUUUCGAAAGGAGCAGCUCCACCUCCACUGGCAAGGUUCUGCUGGCCACCAUCCAGAAGGCCGCUGAAGUGGUUGCCACCGCCAUGCUUCCUGGGCAGCAACUGGCUAACCCCCAUGGUAGGGAGCUGACAGGUGAUGCCUACGAGCCAGUGAUGGCACCUUCUCCUGGCAAACCUUCCACCUUGUCUACAAAUCCAUCUUCUGUCACAGCCCAUAAGAUGCGAGUGAACCAUCAGCCAGGUCAAGCAGGAGGCGGGUGGGAGGAGUUGGACAAUGGGCAAAGCUCCCAGAAUUCCUUGCAGGAGAACAGCGAGUGGAGCAGGACUUCUGACUCCUACAGCAAGUCGGGCAGUGACAACCACUCAGGUGUCCUGGAGACAGGGAGUGCCGCUGAAAGGAUGGAAGCAGAAAACCUUGCUGAUUGCCUGCAAGAAAUGAGCCUUGUCAGCAAGCUAACCAAAGGCUCCAAAGUCUUCCUGACCCAUGAGGAGACCCAGCGCUUCAUCAAGGAGUGUGGGCUGCUGAACUGUGAGGUGGUCUUGGUUCUGCUCAACCAAACCCUGAAGGACCCCAGUGAGUGCAUCCGCAUGAGAGCCAUGUGUGCCAUCUACUCCCUCAUGUGUUCUGAUUUGCUCUCCCAUGACCAGAUAUUUGCUAUUACCCAGCAACACUUGCAGGAACUGAGUCAAGAAAGCCCUGGGCCGGUAGCCAACAAAGCAACAAAGAUGUUGCGUCAAUUUGAAGCACUCUGCAGGAGCCACCCCACUUCCAAGAACUUGCCCUCCGUUGGAAACCAGAGUGUUUCUGCCAAGACUGCGCUGAAGCCCACAGACGACCUGCUGACAGAUACGCUGCCCUUUGCAGGAGAAACCAUCCUCAAGCCCAUGAACCUGUUCACAAGUGGCCCGUGCCUCUCAGAAGGACAGGUGCUAGACUCUCUGUCCUCUUGCGAGCCUGAUCUCCCACCGGCUGGCCUCAGCCAGCAGGGGGCAGAGUGCAGACACCCGGAUGCUGAUCUCCAGGAGGACAGACCUCCAAGGGGUGAUCCGGAUGGCACUGUUUCCUUAUUUGCAGGCAUGGAACUGGUGGCCUCUUCAAGUAGGACACUGGUGGCAACAGAUGCUCAGGAAUGCAUUUCUCCAGUGCCACGAACAAUGUCUUGUACUGGGAGCGCUAAGGACAGUGAAGACCACCAGGAGGCAUCAGUCUUCUCCUUCCUCAAUGUAUAAUUGUUCCCUGUUACAACUUCAGCUUUUGGAGAACUUAACUAGUAA
Pogona vitticeps (central bearded dragon) is the source of this 2014-nucleotide messenger RNA. It is a transcript of the gene TEPSIN, whose product is annotated as TEPSIN adaptor related protein complex 4 accessory protein. The record is from RefSeq and is a predicted model, not a curated record. Gene Ontology annotation, cellular component: trans-Golgi network membrane. Lineage: Eukaryota; Metazoa; Chordata; Lepidosauria; Squamata; Agamidae.